CGCUACCGCCGCCGAGGAGCAGCGUAGCCAAUUGUCAGUGUUUCUCUCUUUCUCUCUCUCUCUCUCACUCUGACGCUGCUCCGUUUGUUUGUAAACUAUCGGAGUUGUAGCUCUUCCUUUGUGCCUGACCAUCCACAUACUGCACCAGAGCUGCGUUGCUCUUUCUCCUACGGUGAAUCGAGUCGGCCGUGUGCUAAAACUACCUGCUGACGCAGACAGACUUUAUAUCCGGAUGACGAGUGAAACUUGAGAAUGAGUAUCAGCUUCAGUAUUGUUUAAAAGUUGAUAUAAUUAUCUAUGAAACCUCAGCUGAUCUAUAUAUAUGGAAUAAGCAACUUGACAGAUCACUUCAUUUAUUCAAUUUGUUCAAUUUUAAUUGAAAUCAUUUAUUUAUUUUAUAAGAUGAGCCAUACAAUGAAUGAAAAGGAGGAAUUGGUGAAGAAGUCCCUGUUUAGCUUUGUCAGGAAGCAAGUGCCAACUGCUCAAUUAAGUUUGAUAGAUGACAUUGUUUUGGGGUAUGUGGUAAGCAUGGUUGAAGAAAGUGCUUUAGAAGACGAAUUAGAUGUUGAUGGUGUGAGUGAGAUGGUAUCAGCUUGUCUUCCUGAGUUUUCGACAAUUGAAAAAGAAGCAGUGACCAAGUGGUUAUUAGAUAUUGAAAGUGAACUUCGACAAGGCAAGAAAGGGAGCAAUGACAGUGCCCAACAAAAUGAUCCACUCAGUUGUCUUAGUUUAGCUGCAUUACUACCACCUGAACCUCAGCGGACUUCAAGGGUACAUCACUUGUCAGAAACUAGUGAUGCUGGUAGUGAUUCUAGUGGAGAGUAUUAUGCAGAUGAGUCAUCUUGGGAUCAGGUAGCAUUAUUGCAAGAAAUGUUUCCUGGAGCUAGUCCUGCAGAAGCUCGCCACUGCUUGGCUGUAGCUGGAGGUGAUAUAGCAAAAGCUGCUCAGCUUGCUCUUCAUAGACAGGAAGCUGGGCAGAGUAUCGUUAGCAAUCAUACUUUCUUGACACCAAAUGGUCGAAGCAAGGCACGCGUCAAUGAUGAAGAGCUUAAAGCUCGUAUUAUAAAUCGCUAUAGCUAUGUGGACCGUGACGACGAUUCGCGCGAGCAUCGCCCGGUGGCACCGAAAACGGAGCCAAAGAAGAUGGUGCGUUACUUGGACAACAAAAUUGUGUCGGUCAAGGGCGAACGUUUUACCGAGGUGAAGCGUGGUGGUGAGGACGAGGACGGUAACGAAUCCGGGCGCAAGCCCCGUAGCCAUUGUCGCCCGUAACCAGUGAUGUCGCCUCCACCCCCCGAUCCACCCCCCUGGAGGCGCCUUCUUCUUGCUCGCGCGCUUAAUCUCGAGGUCGCGCAACUGAUCUAUCUGCCAGCGCUAAAUUGUCGAGCGUGAAAUCGAGCUUUGGACGUCAAGGUUUACCUUGGGGCGAUCAUAUCGCCAACAUUAUUUAUUAAUAUUUUUACCGUUUUUUUCACGCUUCUGUUAUCUUUUGUUUAACGACUGAUAUAAUGGCAUUGUUUUAAAGACUUUUAUCUCGCUAUAGUUAUAUCUUUCCAAUGAUAAUGAUCGUUGGAAAAACUCCAAAGAGGUGAAACUUUGGAUUUUGAAAUAUUCGUAGGUCAUUCGAAAUUGAGGACAUUUAGAAAAAUUGUAGUGAUUUGAAUGACAGAAAACUGAGAAGAGUAGGGAUAUUUUGCAGAACGAUCGUAUAUAUUUUAUAUCUUUUUACUUUAUAGUACAAUCAUUAUAAAUAAGCUUUUUUCCUUAUCUGUGGUGAUAAUCUUUACCUACUUUUUAGCAACUUUAUCUUUAUAAUUUUUAUAAUUUUAUUUAUUAUAAUUCAUUAUUAUUAUAUAUAUUAUGUAAGUGACUUAAAUAUUUUAUGCAUUUAUGAGAGUUGCUUCGAGAGUGUUUUAAAUCUGUUUCUUUGGAUAUAGAUUAUGAGUAGUUAUUCUUAAUUUUCUUCAGAAUAAUUCUUAACUUUAAUACUGUGUGUUUUCAAUAACUUAUAAAAAUAGCACUAAUUCAAAAAGGCUAAAUUUUGUAAAUUAAAUUUAAUUGUGAUUUUUUCAGUUUUGUUGAAGUCAAAAUUAUAUUUUAAUUAGAUUGAUUUUUAUUAAGUUAUGAUAAUCCGGAAGAAAAAGAGGAGUUCGGUAUAAGAGGAGUGUGAUAAUUGUGAAUAAAUUGAUUUUUAUGGACAUUUUGAUUUAUACAAUUUUUUCCGUUGACAGUGUUAUGUAUAAAAUGUACUUUUCCGAUAUUAACUUUGACGUCCAAAGCUUAAUAGGUGUAAAUACGAGAACGUAGCGAUUUAUGAUUUCGCUCCAGCGUAUAAUGGCCACAACGGUCGUUAGGUCGAUUAUGUACUCGUGUUUUUUCAACUUUUUUUUGUAAUUCAUCAUCGAUGACAAUAAUGCUUGAUCUUAGAGUCAUUCUUGAUUUUCAAGGCUGGUACCAUGGAUAAUGUUAUUUAUCUUUGCUAAUUUUCCAAAAUAAAUGGGCUUAAUAUUUUAAACAAUAAUAAUCUUUUUGUACCAAUCUAUCUUUGUUAUUGUUUCACUUCAAAUAAAAUAAAGCUUAAUUUGCUUGUUUGAGGCAUAUUCAACAUGAAGAUAACUAGCUUUUUCACAUUUUGAAACGAUCAUGAAAUCAGUAAAAGAAAUGUUAUUUUGCUACAGAAGAUAAAUGAGUAUAAGAAUAAAAAAAAAUAGAAAGAAAAAACACGAGUAUACAGACUUAGCCAAAAAAUAUUAAACACGCGUCUUACCCGAAUUGGGUAUGUUCGUAUUAUGUGUAUUUGAAGCUUGAAUAUAUGUUGUACAUAAAACGACAUAGAGGAAAAGCGAUUUUAGUAAAUGACACUUCGCAUCGAAGUAGCAACGACGUAUAUGCAAUGAAAGUUUGAUAAGAGAUAAGCGCGCGCACUUGAUGAAGACGAUAACAAAUAUGAUACCAGCCAAUAAA
This is a messenger RNA of Phymastichus coffea, 2964 nucleotides long. Its product is annotated as CUE domain-containing protein 2. Bases 298 to 1272 code for a protein of 324 amino acids. The record is from RefSeq and is a predicted model, not a curated record. NCBI's taxonomy places the organism in Eukaryota, Metazoa, Arthropoda, Insecta, Hymenoptera, Eulophidae. The transcript is spliced from 6 exons.